This is a messenger RNA of Salarias fasciatus (jewelled blenny), 1979 nucleotides long. Its product is annotated as UDP-glucuronosyltransferase 2C1-like. The coding region runs from base 361 to 1947 and encodes 528 amino acids. Lineage: Eukaryota; Metazoa; Chordata; Actinopteri; Blenniiformes; Blenniidae. The transcript has 2 exons. Gene Ontology annotation, molecular function: UDP-glycosyltransferase activity. The record is from RefSeq and is a predicted model, not a curated record.
CGGUGCUUCGCUGUUUGAACAGGAAAUAUAUCUUGUUUAACCUAUUUUGAUUGUUAAAUAUGAUCACAAUGAUUGGGAUCAAACAGUAAAUUCAGCUGCAAACCAUGUCAGUGAUGAUUGUCGGAGCUCUCCGAGAUUUUAAAACAACCUGAGAAAGUUGAAUUUGAGCAGGAUACUUUUACAAUUGAUCAGGGAUAAAUCUGUCAAUCAUAAUCUUGCAAUAAACUUUGAUUGCACAGAGACUGAUCCGGCUGUCUCCUCUUCACCGAGUGAAAGAGGACAGAAGAAGGUGACUCUUACUGGACUUUACAUGUCAGUAACUUCAAGUCGCUGUCUUGGUGAGGACACAGAGAGCAGACGAUGAUGAGGCUGGUCUGUUGCUGCAGUGCUCUGCUGCUGCUCGUUCUCACUCCCAGAGUCUGUCAGGGUGGAAACAUCCUGGUACUUCCUGCAGAAGGCAGUCACUGGGUCAACAUGGAUAUUGUGCUUCAAGCUUUGCACUCCAGAGGUCACAGUCUGACAGUUGUGCGCUCCAACAAAAGCUGGUACAUCAAAGAAAAGGCCCCCCACUACAAUACCAUCACUGUUCAAGUGGAGAGAAGUAUAGAUGAGUCGUUCGUUGCACCACUUGUGUCAGAGGGACUUGCAUUUGAACGCGGAGCUAUUCCUUUGACUCAUUUCCUCUACACGACUUUUGGCAUGCUUGGUGUAUUUCGUGAAGCUCAUGAAAUUGUGGGUGAGUUUGCAUCAGCAUUGCUGGACAACACAGAGUUAGUAACAUGGAUCAAAGACAGCAAAUUUGAUCUUCUGCUCACUGAUCCCUGCUGGGGUGGUGGAGCCAUUGUGGCCAAAUAUUUCAACCUUCCAUUAGUUUAUAAUGUCCGCUGGUUAAUAGCUGUAGAGGCUCAUCUUGCUAUUGCCCCUUCACCUUUAUCCUAUAUCCCUAUAACAGGAUCUGGUAACACUGACAAGAUGAGCUUUCGGCAGAGAGUUAAAAACAUGAUGCUACACAUAUUCAGUCAGGUACAAAAUAACAUAGCAAGCGGAGACAUAUAUCAGAAGGUGUGUGAGAAAUAUCUUGGGCCUGACUGUGACUACUAUCAGUUAAUGAUUGAUGCGGACAUUUGGCUGAUGAGAACGGACUUCGUGUUUGAAUAUCCCCGCCCCACCAUGCCUAACGUCAUCUACAUGGGGGGGUUUCAGUGUAAACCUGCCAAACCUCUGCCUCAACAUUUGGAGGACUUUGUGCAGAGUUCUGGAGAUCAUGGAUUCAUCAUCAUGUCUCUGGGAACUUUUGUGAGUGAACUUCCUGCUGAUUUAGCAAAUGAGAUUGCUGCAACUUUUGCUAAACUGCCACAGAAAGUCAUCUGGAGGUAUAAAGGAGAGAAACCAGACACUCUGGGUAACAACACUUUACUGGUGGACUGGAUGCCACAGAAUGACCUUUUGGGACACCCGAAGAUCAAACUGUUUGUUGCUCAUGGAGGAACAAAUGGAAUCCAAGAAGCAUUGUAUCACGGAGUGCCGGUUGUGGGCAUUCCUCUGUUUUUUGACCAAUAUGACAACAUUCUCCGUCUGGCAGACAGAGGAGGAGCUAAGAUUCUUUCAGUAGCUACAAUGGACAAAGAUGACAACUUCCUGAAGGCCAUUAGGGAGGUCCUGACUGAGCCCUCCUACAGGAACAACAUGCAGAGACUCUCCAGGCUGCACAGGGAUCAGCCACUGCCACCGAUGGAUAACGCCCUCUUCUGGGUGGAGUUUGUCAUGAGACACAAAGGUGCAGCUCACCUUAAAGCUCAGGGCAACAGGAUGCCCUGGUACUCCUACCACUCUGUAGAUGUCGCUCUGUUCCUGGUUGGAGCUCUCAUGCUCCUGCUGUUCACUGUUUUCUUGUUGUUGAGGUGUUUAUGUGCUGCUGUGUGUAAGCGUAAAGCAAAACGUGAUUGAGAAUCAUGAAUAUACAUCAUGUCGGGUCACUU